Molecule: messenger RNA, 1377 nt
Organism: Closterium sp. Yama58-4
Lineage: Eukaryota; Viridiplantae; Streptophyta; Zygnematophyceae; Desmidiales; Closteriaceae
Source: the annotation of a GenBank genome assembly
AUGGCCAGCAAGCCUUCACGCCGCGCUCAGCUUCGCGGCGCCGCGAGUGCGCCCCCCAGUGAAGGCACCGCGGGAGCAGCGCUUCCGCCUUCGCUGUUCGCUAAGGGCCCCUUCCCCUUCCGCGCUGCCCUCCUCGCCUCCGCCGCCCCCGACUCGCUUCCGCCAGGCCCUAGCGGGGCAGCGCAGCCGGCGGGCGUCGAGACGGCGGACGGCGGUCGCACUGUCACCGCUCGCUGCGCCGAGGGCGCGGAGGGGAGGGGCGAGAGUGAAGGCAGCGACGGGUUGGGCGGUCCGAGGCGAGGGCUGACGUGUUCGUGUUGCGGGGAGACGUUUGAUGACGUGGCAGAACAGCGCGCGCACUUCAAGAGCGACUGGCACCGCCUCAACGUCAAGCGCCGCGCAUGUGGGCGCGCAGUGCUGUCAGAGGACGCCUUCGCCGCGCUGCUGGACGCCAGGCGCGCGGGGGAGGGCGGGGGGGAGGCGGAGGGGGAAGGGGGAAGGCGCAGGGGCGGGCAGGGCAGUGCGAAUUCCUUGGGCGCUGUUGUGAGGGGCGGGGCGGGCGGGGCAGCGGAGCAUCAGGGGGAGGGGGGAGGCGAGGAGGACGAUGAUUGGUCGAGCAUUUCGGGGUCGGAGGACGAGGAGGGAGGGGACGACGCGGACGAGGAGCAGCAGCAGCAAGCGGGGGGGGAGGGCAGGGCGGCAGGGGCGGGGCGGGGGGCGAAGGUGCACUUCGUGCUGCCCAACACGGGCGUCACUUUCGCCCUCUGGCGCGCGCUCUUCCCCCCAGGUGCGCUCUUCCCCCCAGGUGCGCUCUUCCCCCCAGGUGCGCUCUUCCCCCCAGGUGCGCUCUUCCCCCCCCCCGGUACCCACCUCCCCACUGUGCCCACCUGCCACCUCCACGAGGAGGGCGCGGACCUGCUGCAGGCGCUCGUGGCGCUGGGGGAGGGCGCAGGGGGGGCGCACGGGGGAGCACUCAGAGGAGGGGGGGAGGGAAGCGCGGAGGCUGGGGACACGGAUGGGGGAAGGAGCAGGAGGGGCGGGGGGGUGGAUUCAUUGAGGGGCACGGCAGGCGGCGGUGCAGCACAGGUGGAGGCGGGGAGAGGAGGCACGCUGGUGGGGAAGUCGGGGGGGGAGGAGAGGGGCGGCGCGGGGCAAGGGGGGCAGCGCGUGUGGGUGGUGGUGCUGAGCUCGGGCGGGCACUUUGCUGCCGUGGUGCUGGACGCUGCUGCCCACGGCGCCCUGCUCGCCCACCGCUCCUUCCACCGGUGCGCGGGGGAGGGGGAGGGGGGUAAAGUAGUGGGGGGAAAAGGAGAAGGGGGGGCCGUGUGGGGGGAGAGUGUGCUUGGCACAGCUGCAUGGGUGGUGGGGCGAGAUUGA